Molecule: messenger RNA, 1158 nt
Organism: Onthophagus taurus
Lineage: Eukaryota; Metazoa; Arthropoda; Insecta; Coleoptera; Scarabaeidae
Gene: Ublcp1
Product: Ubiquitin-like domain-containing C-terminal domain phosphatase 1
Biological process (GO): protein dephosphorylation; regulation of proteasome assembly
Cellular component (GO): nucleus
Molecular function (GO): protein serine/threonine phosphatase activity; protein binding
Source: RefSeq, a predicted model, not a curated record
AAUCGCACAAGUAAGUAAACUGUCAAUUUUCUAUUAAAAUAUUUAACUUUCAAUUCUUUCGGCAAAUCCGAUUAAAUUACAAAUUUUUAUCCAAAUAAAUCGUUACAAAAAAAUAAAAUACAAUGGAGGUUAAUGUGAAGAUAAUAGUAAAGUGGGGUGGAAAAGAAUACGAUGUAGAGGUCUGCGAAAACGAUUCAAUAUCCGAUUUGAAGAAUUGCAUUCACAAACACACUGGUGUUAGACCUGAUAGACAAAAAUUGUUGAAUUUGAAACACAAGGGGAAGCCUCCCGGAGAUGACUGUAGGAUAUCACACUUAAAUUUAAAACCUGGAUUUAAAUUAAUGAUGAUGGGGUCUUUGGAAGCCGACAUAGAAGAUGUGAAUAAAGCUCCAGAAGGCAUGUCCGAAGUUGUUAAUGACUUGGAUAUUGAAGACGAAGAGGUUGCCAUUGAGAAUCAGGAAGUAUACCUGGCUAAAGUUCAGAAAAGAAUUAAAGAUUAUAACAUUAACAUGAUUAAUCAACCUAGAAAUGGGAAAAAACUGCUUGUUUUAGAUAUUGAUUAUACAUUAUUUGAUCAUAAAUCUUCUGCUGAAACAGGAGCUGAAUUAAUGAGACCUUAUUUACACGAAUUUUUAACUGCAGCUUAUGAUGAUUAUGACAUAGUAAUUUGGUCCGCAACUGGAAUGAAAUGGAUCGAGGAGAAAAUGAAACUUUUAGGAGUGACAUCAAACACAAACUAUAAAAUUAUGUUUUAUUUAGACUCACUUGCUAUGAUAUCAGUCCAUAUUCCAAAAUAUGGAGUGUUAAAUGUAAAACCUUUGGGAGUUAUUUGGGGAAAAUUUGACCAAUACAACAGCAAAAACACCAUUAUGUUUGAUGAUGUUAGAAGAAAUUUCAUUAUGAAUCCUAAAAACGGACUAAAGAUUCGUCCGUUUAGACAGGCCCAUUUAAACAGAGAUAAAGAUAAGGAACUAUUGAAUUUAACAAGGUAUUUAAAGGAUCUUGCUGCGCAUUGUAAUGACUUCACCUGUGUUAACCAUAGGCAUUGGGAAAAGUAUAAACCUAAAAAGAGGAGUGACUGAUUAUUUAAUUUAGUUUUUAAUGGAAUUUUGUAGCAUUUUAAGCUAAUAAAUUUAUUUAAGAUAUCCUCUUCUCAAU